Messenger RNA from Saccoglossus kowalevskii, 3684 nucleotides. RefSeq lists its product as uncharacterized. Gene Ontology annotation, molecular function: metalloexopeptidase activity. NCBI's taxonomy places the organism in Eukaryota, Metazoa, Hemichordata, Enteropneusta, Harrimaniidae. The record is from RefSeq and is a predicted model, not a curated record. Gene Ontology annotation, biological process: proteolysis.
AAUUACGAACGGCGAUCAUCGCUCCAUCAGCUGUGGCAACAUCGCGACUGCACGUUCCCUGUUGAGCAGAGAACCGGGAUUUGUACGGGAUUUAUCUUUGUUUCACUACCGAUUCUAUUUCCUGACAUUUACCGUCGCAAACUCCAGCAGGAAUACAACAGGAAAGAAAAAUGUGGCGAUUUGCGGGGCUGAUCAGUGUAUUCGUACAAGUGGUUCUGGUGUACAGCCUGCCAAGCAAUAUAGAAGAAACGUUAUUCAACGUAACCGGUGAAAAUCUGAGAAAUAUCAUUGAAGACAAAUUCAGCCAACCAAGGCAUCAUCUCGAGUCAUUAUCGGAUUACAAAGACGAUGCAAGACAGUUUAUCAAGGAUCAGUUCGAGUUGUUUGGGCUCGAGGUCAUCAUUCACUCAUUUUCGACAGAACAUGACAUGAUUGAGGGGAGCAACGUGAUUGGAGUCCUGGAGGGCGACAUGUCUGGAACGCCUGAUGAUAAGAUCACACUCGUGUUGGCGCACUACGACACUUACCGACAUACUUCCGGUGUGGACGACAAUGGUUCCGGUGUAGCUGCUAUGUUGGAGAUAGCCAAGGAGCUUACAAAACAGGAAUGUAACCAUAAAUAUACCACCGUAUUUGCUGCCAUCGACAUGGACGUGAAAGAGUCAGCUGACAAAGUACGGAGUGCGUGUUAUAGUCGCAUAGCUUGUGGUACCUCCGCGUUCAUGCUCAGCUGGUUGAAGCCAUAUUUGGAAGAAGUCGGUAAUCCUAUAUUGAACGUGGCUCUUAUACUUGAGUCAAUUAUGAAUUACGACACCACACCGGAAUCCCAGAUCAUUCCCACUAAGUUUAAGUCGACAUUUCCAAGCGCAGCGACUGAAGUUGAGGCCAAUCAAAAUAGAGGAGUUUUCCUGGGAAUGAUUGGAAGACGAUUGGAAUCUGACGUCACGACAAAAAUAGCAGAGCAUUGGAAGAGCCUCCCUAACCCUGAGUUUGUUAUUCACAAACUUGAGUUACCAAUCGAUGCUAUCCCGAACCAGAUAGAACAGACCUUGUAUCAGGAAUACAUGCUGAACAGUAAUUUCUUCUUUUGGAACGAGGAAGGAAUGAAGGCAGUUUAUUUUACUGAUACUCGCCAGUCAAGGGGCAUAAUGAAUGAAUGUUAUCGAAUGAUGUGCGAUGAUGUACACACCAUCACCGAUGAGAAACUACAAUUCCUUGCCAAAACCGUCCACAGUCUCAAAAAUUAUCUCCACGACUUCUCUGAAACUGAUCCCACAACAUGCAAACAAGAUGAAGAUAUUGAACUUGUCGUCCAGGCAGGACAAGUUGAAGCAGGUGACGACGCAAACUACCAACGUGUCAGUUAUGUUACUAUGGUAACGAUGGUGCUACUUUCGAUUGCUUUCUGAGACACUGGCACUCCGUGACGUCCAAAGCGUUGUAGUUUCGUUGCAAAUAGUGAAGUUAUGCGAUACAGAGCAUUUCGAUUUAUUUUUUCCGCUAAUCGUCAAUUGUCGCAAGGCAGGUUUUUGUGUGGUUUACAGGGGGAACUCACUGCCACAACGCGUACACGAGUAAAGAAUGAUAUAGAAUCGCCUUCUAUAAAUGCAUCACCAGAGUAUUACAUGGAACUACUGUAAAUUAGAAUAGAUUUCCACUUCCUGCUUUAAAGUCAUUCGAUGUUUAAUGCCGUGUACGUUUUCCGGUAAAAGAGGGCGCACGUAAAUUCUUACCAAAUGAUCACCUUGCUAACCUGAGAACCCGGACGAGAAACAUUGUGUUUCUCUCCUUUCUCCUGUGUCUUAAUGUAAAUGUUUGGAAGCUGUAUGCAAUUCUGAUGAUUAUUGUAUUUUAAAAUUAAUUUUUCACGUUAUUAUAUCGUAACCGGAUUUUGAGUUGUUAUUCGAUAGUUUUAUGCGAUAAUAUUGAGUGUUUCUAUAACUCGUCUGUUCUGUGAUCGAAGUGGCAUUCACACUACGCAGACAUGUGAAACAUCACUCAGAAUACGUAAAAUUAUAAAAUGUGUGAAAAUGAUGUUGCUUUUUCUGGAAAAAAAAUAUAUCUAUAGCAAUUAGAUAUCCUGUCCUGACUAUUCAACAAGUUUAUUGUGGGUGUACCGGUCGUUCCUAUCCCUUUAGACAAACAUACCUACAAUGUGACUGGCCCUAAAUUAGCGUAUGUAUAUUACCUUCAAAUCUAACUUCAUUUUAAGUCCGACUCUAGGUAUGAAAUUUUAUAUUUAUAGUGACCUUCCCACCCCAAUUAUGUAGUGGUCCCGCCCGUGAACUUAUUUUCUGGAUAAGGAAUUGGUGAUAUUCAGUACUAAGACUUUAUAUACUUUUCUUACAUUACGUUUUUAUACCACAAGUUUGUUACCAACAACUGAGACACGUAAUGUGCAUUUUUUAAGAAAUUGACUUUUUAACAGUGUCUUUACUUGUCUGGUGCUGACACGUGUCAAUCGACUCAUACUACAAUAGUAAAAUUUCCCGCCAUAUUCUCGUUCUUAACAGACAUUUCAGCUGUGCCUUGUAAUAAAACUGUACACCACCCUAGACUCAUUGAGCCUGCGUGACUCCCAUCAUAGUUGCCAUGGCUUGACGUCAUUGACACUCGCACUACAUUUAAUUAUCGAAAGCGUUGACAUUAUUACAUUAGGGCAAUUGAGAUAAGCGUUGACACGCAAAACCUAGAUUAGUAAUAUUAUUGUAAGAUUAACUACCGAGCAUUACCUUGGAAGUGAAACACUAUAUAUAUAUAUAUAGAUACAUAAUUGACGCCAAUAGCUUGAACUGUACUAGAUGACUGAAUUCCAUAUCACUUAAGAUAAAGGGCAUACUAAUGAUAGUUACCGAACUAGUCGAGGGGGGGGGGGCUUCACCCUGUAAUGCAAUACCCAGUACACAAUGCAGGUUAAUAAUCGUUGUAUAUAUCUAUGCAAACUGUUUUUGUAUAUUUUACAAUAAAAUCCAGUUCACUUUUUACUUGACGUCAUACCGCAGCGUUGGGAUCAUUUAUCAAAACUAGCGGCUGAUAGUGAUAACUAUGGCAAUUAAUUGUUCAAACCUAUUAAAAACACAACAUUCUUCUCAUGGCUUGGAAUACAUCUAGUCAAACUCGAUUUGUAGUUCUUGCAAGUUAAAUUACUCAUUUUAAAUUUGAUUGUUAAUUAGGAGACCAAAUCUUUAAAAGGUGGUUAGAUGCGUGAGAGUUGUUAAUUUGUUAGUAUCACUGGUUCAUUGUUUUUUUUUACUGAAAGAGUGAAGUGCUAGUUUUUGUACCGCGUUGCAUUUUUUCGCAGAACAAAGCACUUAUUCCAUUAUGUAUGUACCAAACUCAAAAAACAAAAUGUUCGCCAACAAUUUGCGUCACUUUCUGUAUAUCACUUCCGGUACGUCGCUCAUCCAAUCAAAGACUAUAGAGAAGAACUUUGAUCCAAUAUUGUUCACAGCUAUUUUUUCUCUGAAAAAAAAGAGAAACGAUUUUGUUUUUUAAAUCCAUUAUGGAAAAAUUAAUUUAAUAUGAAGAAUGUAUGUGAAUUUGUUGAGGGGUGGGUGAUGCAAGGUGUUUUGGGACUUUAUUUGAUAAAUAUUAUGACAUUCUUCGGGACUUUAUCCGCCACUGUUCAGAGUGUUUGCAUUUUGUUGUUAUUGCUGAAUAAAAGAAUGUUACGUUGAAUAAAAA